Molecule: messenger RNA, 1650 nt
Organism: Stereum hirsutum FP-91666 SS1
Lineage: Eukaryota; Fungi; Basidiomycota; Agaricomycetes; Russulales; Stereaceae
Exons: 4
Coding region: 152-1534 (460 amino acids)
Source: RefSeq, a predicted model, not a curated record
CCCCAUCAUCAGUGGUGCCACUGUUCCCAACAUCUACCUUCAGAACUACGUUUUAUAGCUGGUGAACCUGGUGGGGUAGACGAAGAUCACACAUCUUAAACAUCGCUUCACGGCGAUUAAUCCAGUGUCGGACCGAUACUUGAAGUCAGCUAUGCAGACUCUUCCGGUUGAGCUUCAAACGCACAUAUGUCAUUUGGCCCUCAACGAAGAUCUAGCGAGCCUCUCUCGUACCUCGACUCACUUCCUGGAUGUCGCUCAGCCCGCGCUUUAUAGGCAUGUGGUUCUGAAGAUCGAUCCAUCGGGCUAUCAGGAACAAUCACAAUCGCCAUGGAAUCGCUUCCAUGACACCCUCAUGAGCCGCCCUCUCCAUUUUGGGCCGAUGAGCCGCUCCCUUACGGUAGUAUAUGGUUACAAGGGAGUCCCUUGGAAUGAGCUCGAUGGUAUUCUUAAGGCUCUGCCAAAGCUCCUCCGGCUAGAUUUUCGAGGCUGGGAUGUUUUUCCAGAUGUACCCAACCUGGCGAGCCUGUCCUCCCACAUCAGUCCCCAUCUGCUCGAGCUUAACUCCUUCCCCACAACCCUCGGCCCCGCCCUUCUUCAUCUACUCGACUCGCUGCCAACCCUCAGAGUUUGGCGUAACAAUGCAGAGAGUAUCGUGUACAGCUCCCAGUUCACGCUAUCACCCUGUCUUAAACGCAUAGAAGUGUUUGAGGCUGCACUGGUCGACGAUCCGCUCGUAUUCGCGCACGUCCUACGCCAUAUGACCAAUCUGACCCAUCUCACGAUAUCGCACUGUAAUUUCGGGCCUCGUCGAUUUUUAGAAGCGGAGGAGCGUCGACGGGCGAUCCUCGAUGCUUUCUCCCGCUGUGGCACCAAGCUUGUCAGUUUCACGAUGGAGGAUUCACCGGCUGGCAGCAAGCAUCCUGCACCACCGGCAGGUAGCAGGGAGCCCGCACCCCUCACAUGGAUCCUAGCGAACAUCGUUCCGCGAAUGCCCAACCUGCGACGGCUGGAGCUUCUACCGGGUUCAGAAGCCUAUCGUACUAUAGCCUUUGACCGCAAAUUCCGGUACAGCGACUCGGCCGUCAAGGAAAGCGACAGCCCUGACCCCACCGCCCUCAUUAGCAUCGACCCCGACGAACUCUCAGAGCUCGCGAUGCCAUCUUCACUUAGAUUCUUCACGUUGGUCGGUAGUGAACGCAUGAUUGGCAACUACCACCGCGGUUCGAAAAUAGAAGGACUGUCGCGUGCGGGAUGGGCCAAUGCCAACAUCAUAAUGACCCUCUUUCCUUCCCUACCAAAAUUCGUCUAUAUCGAACGCGGGGCCUUGCAUGUGUUCGGACGCUUCAAGAAUGGGAUCUGCAAAUACAAUGGCGCGCGACGUUGGAGGCACGGUUGGAAGGAUCUCGACAGUGAUACUCUAGAUGGCUCUUUGUGCUAUAGUUUAUCUCCUCAUGAAUUCCUGGAUACAGUUCCGAGUCGUGCUUCAUCGGCAGAACUAGAUGGUAUACCCUCCCCGUUCGACAGAGAAGGUUGAGGGCUACGGUAGGUCGGCCGCAGAAUGCAUUAGAUCUAAGGUUUUCGUUCCAGAGUAAUCGAGUUGGCAUUGUUUGCGUUGUACUAUACCUAAUUUGAUUCAAAAGGCCGCUUCAG